AUCAGGAGCUCCACAUUCUUGACCUUAGAUUAAGCAAAUUAAAUCAUUUGAAACACCAAUACAAACCCAUCUUCCCCCUUAAUCCUACAUUGGUUCAUGUAGCUUCCAACUUACUCCCAAGUGUCCACAAACACACAGAGAGAGAGAGAGAGAGAGAGAGAGAGAGAGAGAAGAGAGAUUCUUCCAUGAUGUGGUUGUUCAUGAGGCCAUUCUUGCAAGGAUUUUGAGCUGAAUUGAAGUUCCUUCCAACAAGAUGGGUGUGGUUACAGUUGGUGAAUUGAAGCCCAGUAUAUCUAGCAAGAGAUUAUUCAGACCCAGCUCAAGUACAAGGCAUACUACUGAAUGGCCAAUCUCUGAUGUUUCCAGUGAUCUCACAGUUGAAGUAGGAGCAGCAAGCUUUUCACUUCACAAGUUCCCUCUGGUUUCUCGUAGCAGCAAGAUCCGGAAGCUGUUGCUAGAAGCAAAGGACUCGAAAGUUUCAUGGAUAAGUCUACCUUCAGUUCCAGGUGGAUCAGAAGCAUUUGAGUUAGCUGCAAAGUUCUGUUAUGGUGUAAACGUCGAGAUCACAUUAUCAAAUGUUGCAAUGCUAAGGUGUGUGGCUCAUUACCUAGAAAUGACAGAGGAGUUAGCAGAAAAGAACUUGGAAAUCAGAACUGAAAUCUAUAUAAAGGAGAUGGUGCUCCCAAAUAUCUCAAACUCCAUAACUGUUCUUCAUCGUUGUGAAACACUCCUACCUCUUGCAGAAGAGAUCAACCUAGUUAGUAGGAUUAUCAAUGGAAUUGCAUCUAGUGCUUGUAAAGAGCAACUCACUUCUGGUUUAUCCAAACUUGAGCCAAACUUCCUUGUCAAACCUUUGACAAAUAUAGAACCAGAAACUCCAUCAGAUUGGUGGGGAAAGGGACUUACAGUGCUUAACCUAGAUUUCUUCCAGCGGGUUCUGUCGGCAGUUAAAUCAAAGGGCCUGAAACAGGACUUGAUCAGCAGGAUCUUAAUAAACUAUGCACAUAACUCUCUUCAAGGUCUUGUUGUUAGAGACUCUCAAUUGAUGAAAGGAAGCUUCUUGGACACAGAAUUGCAGAAAAAGCAGAGAUUGAUUGUUGAAGCAAUAGUGAGUUUAUUACCAUCCCAGACAAGAAAGAGUUCAGUACCAAUUGCAUUUCUUUCAGGUUUAUUAAAAACGGCAAUAAUGGGGUCAGCCUCUGCCGCUUGCAAAGCCGACUUAGAGAGAAGAAUUGGGCUUCAACUUGACCAGGCUAUUCUUGAGGACAUUCUCAUUCCUGCAAAUUCACACAGUAGCAAUCACCAUCCUUUGUAUGAUACAGAUUCAAUAUUCAGGAUAUUCUCCAUCUUCCUAAACUUAGAUGAGGAUGACAAUGAGGAGAACCAAUUUCGGGAUGAAACUGAAAUGGGUUAUGAAUUUGACAUCCCUGUAUCUCCUAAACAGAGCUCAAUUCUGAAAGUAUCAAAGCUACUGGACAAUUAUCUAGCAGAAAUUGCAUUGGACUCAAACUUGAUGCCAACAAAGUUCAUUGCUUUAGCAGAACUACUACCAGACCAUGCCCGUGGUGCGACUGAUGGGUUAUACAGAGCUGUUGAUAUCUUCCUCAAGGUUCAUCCAAAUCUCAAGGACUCCGAACGCUACAGACUCUGCAAAACCAUUGACUGUCAGAAAUUAUCUCAGGAAGCUUGCAGUCAUGCAGCACAAAAUGAAAGACUACCUGUGCAAAUGGCAGUCCAAGUGCUCUAUUUUGAGCAGAUCAGGCUUAGGAAUGCCAUGAAUGGUGGUCACAAUCAGUUCUUCUUUGGUUCAACCAAUAACCAAUUCCCUCAAAGAUCAAGCAGUGGCGCAGGUAGUGGAGCUAUCUCUCCAAGAGACAACUAUGCUUCUGUGAGAAGGGAGAAUAGAGAACUGAAGCUUGAAGUUGCAAGAAUGAGAAUGAGGAUGACUGAUUUGGAGAAAGAUCAUGUCUCUAUGAAACAAGAUCUUGUUAGAUCAAAUCCUGCUAAUAAGAUACUCAAAUCUUUAACCAAGAAGCUAAGCAGGUUCAAUGCCUUGUUCAGGAUAAAAGAAGUCAAGCCCCUUAGUACCAAAGCUAACUCAGAAGCUCCAUUUCUAUUUCAGAGGCAAAGGCCCCUCUCUCUUUCAUGACCAUAUAUAUGUUUAGUGUGUAUAAGAGUUCAUAAAAAUGGGUAUUGUUUCUGGUCUCAGUUGAUAGUUUUGAGAAUUUAUGUUUGUUCAAUACCACUAUUUUGAUUUUUUUUUUUUAGUGAGAUUUGCAAGUGUCAAUGUAUGAAUUCUAAAGGUAUCUCUGAAGUCUUUGAGAAUCCACUUGAUCUUUUAUA
This is a messenger RNA of Macadamia integrifolia, 2343 nucleotides long. RefSeq names its product BTB/POZ domain-containing protein At1g03010-like. Gene Ontology annotation, molecular function: protein binding. The record is from RefSeq and is a predicted model, not a curated record. The transcript is spliced from 4 exons. Lineage: Eukaryota; Viridiplantae; Streptophyta; Magnoliopsida; Proteales; Proteaceae. The coding region runs from base 254 to 2149 and encodes 631 amino acids.